AUGACAAUAAACAUUCAAAGAAUGGAAGAUUCAGCUGAAGAUAUUGUUUCAUCAAUUUGUUAUAACUCUCAAUCAGCUGACCCGGUUGAAGUACCGAAGAGUGCAGAGGAGUCAUCGCUCGCUAGAAUUGAUGAUAAUUAUGACUGUUCAUCAACACAACGAGACGUCACUCUUGCUGCCGAACCUGUAGCUGAAAGUUCAUCGACUACUUGUCUGGUAAAUGAAAAAUUGAAUAUCUCGCCAAGUUAUUCGCCUUUGGUUCAACUGAUUAGAAUAUCCCCCAGGAAUGCUGAGAAUUCUUCAGCUUUAGCUGUCAGAUCAAAACAUAGAGAACUAGAGGCAGCUUCAUUGAACUGCAAUUCUCAAACUCAAGAAGAUAGUGAUGAAAAUCGAGAACUUUGCGAGUACUGUAGUAAAUUAUUUGAUUCGACAGUUAUUGAUACAUCUGAUGAAGACCUGGGUCAGCUGAUUCGUCCAGUGAGUUUUGUAAAGAGGAAGGUGCAGUUCAUAAAGCAAACAACUGGAAUUUUGAUCGAGAAAUACAAUGGAGACAUUCCUCGUAACAUCAAAGAACUUUGUAGUCUUCCGGGCGUGGGUCCUAAGGUAGGACAUCUCGCGAUGUUGUCUGCCUGGAAUGAAGUAUCAGGAAUAGGAGUCGAUACCCACGUCCACAGAGUCUGCAACCGUCUGCACUGGGUUAAAAAACCUACAACCAUUCCCGAGGAAACGAGAAAACAAUUGGAGUCCUGGUUACCCCGAGACUUGUGGUCUGAAAUAAAUUUUCUGUUCGUUGGUUUCGGGCAGAAUUUUUGCUUGGGUCAAAACCCAAAGUGCGAUCAAUGUCUACUCAACAAAUCCUGCCCUUCUGCUAUCAAAAGUCCAACUAAAAAUAAGAAAGUUAAGAAAUAAAAUUUAUGUAUUAAAAAUAAACGAAAAAAAUCUAUUUUGAAUAAAAAAAAUACACGUGUAAUUUAAAUUAUUGAAAAGAUCCUUGAAUAAAAAGUAGACU
Molecule: messenger RNA, 1009 nt
Organism: Microplitis mediator
Lineage: Eukaryota; Metazoa; Arthropoda; Insecta; Hymenoptera; Braconidae
Product: endonuclease III-like protein 1
Exons: 5
Coding region: 1-909 (302 amino acids)
Biological process (GO): base-excision repair, AP site formation; nucleotide-excision repair; base-excision repair
Cellular component (GO): nucleus
Molecular function (GO): DNA binding; oxidized pyrimidine nucleobase lesion DNA N-glycosylase activity; DNA-(apurinic or apyrimidinic site) endonuclease activity
Source: RefSeq, a predicted model, not a curated record